This is a messenger RNA of Closterium sp. NIES-65, 1314 nucleotides long. Lineage: Eukaryota; Viridiplantae; Streptophyta; Zygnematophyceae; Desmidiales; Closteriaceae. The record is from the annotation of a GenBank genome assembly.
AUGGCUGAGAAGUCCUUCAAGUAUGUCAUCCUCGGAGGCGGCGUUGCUGCGGGUUAUGGAGCCGCAGAGUUCGCGAAGCAGGGUCUGAAGGCUGGCGAGCUUGCCAUCGUGUCGCGAGAGGCGGUGGCUCCCUACGAGCGACCUGCGUUGAGCAAAGGCUACCUCUUUCCUCAAUCGCCUGCGCGACUGCCUGGGUUCCACACAUGCGUGGGUGGCGGAGGGGAACGGCUGACCCCCGAAUGGUAUUCGGAAAAAGGCAUCGAGCUCAUUCUGAACACGGAGGUCGUGUCUGCUGACGUGGCGAACAAGAAGCUCUCCACCGCGUCGGGCGACACCAUCGCCUUCACCAACCUCAUCAUUGCCACUGGCGCCGAUACCAUCAAGCUGACUGACUUCAAGACGCCAGGCGCGGACGCCAAGGGCAUCUACUACCUGCGGGAGAUCAAGGAGGCGGACGAGCUGUAUGCUGCCAUCCAGGCCAAGAAGGGCGGCAAGGCCGUGGUGGUGGGUGGCGGGUACAUCGGGCUCGAGCUCGCGGCCAUCCUCGCCAUGAACGACAUUAAGGCCACCAUGGUCUUCCCCGAGCCCUUCUGCAUGCCUCGUCUCUUCACCCCGACCCUCGCAGCCUUCUACGAGGGGUACUACGAGGCCAAGGGCGUCACCAUUGUGAAGGGCACGGUCGCCACGGCCUUCACAGCCAACGAGGAGGGGCAGGUGAAGAGCGUCACGCUCAAGAGUGGAGAGACUCUAGAGGCGGAUCUGGUGGUGGUGGGCGUGGGCGCCCGCCCCAACGUGGGGCUCUUCAAGGAUCAGCUCGCGUUUGACAAGGGCGGGAUUAAGGUGGAUGCUCGCUUCCUCUCCAGCGCCCCAGGCGUGUAUGCCGUGGGGGAUGUAGCGACAUUCCCCAUGAUCAAGUAUGGUGAUGAGAGGCGCGUGGAGCACGUGGAUCAUGCCAGGAAGUCAGUGCAGCAGGCUGUGAAGGCAAUCAAGGCAGCGGAGGCGGGGGAGCAGGUAGCGGACUACGCCUACCUGCCCUACUUCUACUCGCGCUCCUUCGACCUCUCCUGGCAGUUCUACGGGGACAACGUGGGCGACACCGUGCACUACGGGCUCACGGACGGCAAGGCGGCCGGCGAUGGGGCGGCGAAGUUCGGCGCGUACUGGGUGAAGGAUGGCAAGGUGGUCGGCGCGUUUCUGGAGGGCGGGAGUGCGGACGAGAACAAGGCGAUUGCGAAGACAGCUCAGGAGCAGCCGGCAGUGGGGAGCCUAGAGGCACUGGCAGGAGAGGGGCUGGGGUUUGCCCUGAAGGCUUGA